This is a messenger RNA of Drosophila navojoa, 1436 nucleotides long. It is a transcript of the gene Lis-1, whose product is annotated as LisH and WD40 domain-containing Lis-1. NCBI's taxonomy places the organism in Eukaryota, Metazoa, Arthropoda, Insecta, Diptera, Drosophilidae. The record is from RefSeq and is a predicted model, not a curated record. Gene Ontology annotation, molecular function: protein binding.
UGCUGGUAAACAAUAGCUUUGGCAUCGAUACGUCGAAAGCAUCGAAAGAUAUUGGAAGCAUUUCUCGCCGCGCUUCAUUUCUGCCAUUGCACUAGAAGACGGCAGCAACAAAUCGAGGCAUUAAGCAACAGAAUUGAAGCUCGCCUAAACUGAAGAACAGCAUGAAAAUGGUGUUGUCGCAGCGGCAGCGCGAGGAGCUUAACCAAGCGAUUGCCGACUAUUUGGGCUCAAAUGGCUAUGCUGAUUCAUUGGAGACCUUUCGUAAGGAGGCAGAUCUCAGCACAGAAUCGGAAAAGAAGUAUGGCGGGCUAUUAGAAAAGAAAUGGACAUCGGUCAUACGACUGCAAAAGAAGGUCAUGGACCUAGAGGCUAAGCUAACCGAAGCUGAAAAGGAGGUUAUCGAGGGUGCGCCCACAAAGAACAAACGUACGCCCGGCGAAUGGAUACCCAGGCCGCCAGAGAAAUACUCACUAACAGGACAUCGAGCCAGCAUAACGAGGGUUAUAUUUCAUCCAAUAUUUGGACUCAUGGUGUCGGCUUCAGAGGAUGCCACCAUUAAAAUUUGGGAUUUCGAAACUGGCGAAUAUGAGCGUAGUCUAAAAGGACACACAGACUCUGUGCAAGAUGUGGCAUUUGAUGCGCAGGGCAAGCUUUUAGCCUCCUGCAGCGCUGAUUUGUCCAUUAAACUGUGGGACUUUCAACAAAGCUACGAGUGUGUGAAAACCAUGCACGGUCACGAUCACAAUGUAUCCUCGGUGGCCUUUGUACCCGCCGGCGACUACGUGCUAUCCGCAUCGCGUGAUCGCACCAUCAAAAUGUGGGAGGUGGCCACAGGAUACUGUGUAAAAACUUACACCGGCCAUCGGGAGUGGGUGCGAAUGGUGCGCGUGCACAUUGAAGGCAGCAUCUUUGCCACAUGCUCAAAUGAUCACACAAUACGCGUUUGGUUGACAAAUUCAAAAGACUGUAAGGUUGAAUUACGCGAUCAUGAGCAUACGGUGGAAUGCAUUGCAUGGGCGCCAGAGGCUGCCGCAUCAGCGAUAAAUGAGGCAGCCGGCGCUGACAACAAGAAGGGUCACCAUCAGGGACCAUUCCUGGCAUCUGGCUCACGCGAUAAAACCAUACGCAUUUGGGAUGUCAGCGUUGGACUGUGCCUGCUCACAUUGAACGGGCAUGACAAUUGGGUGAGGGGCUUGGCAUUCCAUCCCGGUGGCAAAUAUUUGGUAUCAGCCAGUGAUGACAAGACCAUUCGGGUCUGGGAUUUGCGCAACAAGCGAUGCAUGAAGACGCUCUAUGCGCAUCAGCAUUUCUGCACAUCCAUUGAUUUUCACAAAGCGCAUCCGUAUGUCAUCUCUGGUAGCGUAGAUCAAUCAGUUAAAGUUUGGGAAUGUCGUUAAGAAUUCAGCAGAAAAUGAUUUGCUUAUUUCUCAAUUUAA